Molecule: messenger RNA, 4509 nt
Organism: Magnusiomyces paraingens
Lineage: Eukaryota; Fungi; Ascomycota; Dipodascomycetes; Dipodascales; Dipodascaceae
Exons: 2
Coding region: 1-4509 (1502 amino acids)
Biological process (GO): DNA-templated transcription; regulation of DNA-templated transcription
Molecular function (GO): DNA binding; zinc ion binding; DNA-binding transcription factor activity, RNA polymerase II-specific
Source: RefSeq, a predicted model, not a curated record
AUGUCUUCAUCCUCAACAAACCCUCCAUCUACAAUUAAGCUAGAACCGGAUUCUCUCUCCCCCGUUGUAGUUUCCACUCCAAAUUCUAUGUCAUCUGUCACUUCAACUGCAUCAAAUUCUACUCAACCUACUUCAACAUCUCAAAAGGACCAACAACAACAACAACAACAACAAAAAAAACAACCAGUAAGAAGACGGAAACGUAAAGCCCCAGAAAAUGAUUCUCAAGACUCUUCAACUGCCCCAGCAAAACCUCCAUCAACAACAUCAACAAAAUCUUUAAAAGAUAAAAAUAAUGAUGAAGAAACUCCUGCAAAGCGUAAACGCAUGUCAGUUGCAUGUUUAGGAUGUCGAGCUCGUAAAGUAAAGUGUGACGGAAGAAAACCCCGCUGCUUAAACUGCGAACUCUACAAGGAUGAAUGUACUUUUGUCUUCCACAAUGAUAAACGUAAACCAUACCCAAAAGAAUACAUUGAUGCUUUAAACUCUCGCAUCCGCAUCCUCGAAAAUCUCCUCACUGAAUCAAACAUAGAGUUUGAUCCUGCAACUGAUAUCCCUGUCCAUGAAGACUCCUCCUCAAACCUUCUCCUUGAAAGUGACAACAACGACCCCAACCGAUCAAUUGAAUCUAAUACAACCGGUCCAGACGGUCAACAGAUUUCCGCAGAAAAUAUCCAUCGAUCUUCUGACUUUGUCGAAAAAUUGGCUGCUCGUGUUGGUGACCUCUCAAUGACUGAAACUGGCUUGCGCUAUUUUGGCCCUACUUCCAAUUUCCACUUUUUAUCUUCUACAAUAUGGACCCGCAAACCAACAUCAGACAUUGUUGCCAAAGGUCGUAAAGCUAUUGAAGAUGCAGGUAUCGAAUACAAUAUUGACCCAAAACAGCGUGAUCAUCUCCUCAACCUUUACUGGACUUGGAUACAUCCCUUUUAUGCCCUCACUGAUAAAAAACUCUUUUUAAGAGACAUGGAGACUUACUACCUCUCAGAUGAUCAUGCUUCUACCUCUUCUUCUUUUUCUUCAAACAGACCUUCAACUAGUGGAAGCGCAGAUGCUUCUUCCAAUGACACCUUCAACAACCUAGCAAGAGGCCCUACAAAAUACUUUUCACCCCUACUCCUCUACUCAAUGCUGGCUAUUGCCUCUCUCCUCGACGACCUCUACAAUGGCCAUCAAUACCACAUCAAAGCCCGCAUUCUUCUCGACCUCGAAAUGGAAGAACCCCAAAUCACUACUGUCCAAGCCGCUGCCAUUUUGGGUCUCUAUGAAGGUGUCUCUGACCGUGAUACUCGCGGCUGGAUCUACUCCGGUAUGGCUAUCCGAAUGGCUAUAGAGUUGGGUUAUCAUCUGGACUCAAAGCGAUGGGUCGAGCAAGGUCUCAUCUCUGAAGAAGAAGCCUAUAUGCGUCAAAUAACCUUUUGGGGGUGCUUUCUAACAGAUCGUCUUUGGUCCUUUUACCUUGGAAGAUCCUCCUCAAUCCGCUUGGCCGAUGUCCAAGUUCAACGUCCAAAAGAUAUUGAUGAAGCUGUUUCUACAACAAACUUAAAUAGCUCUUCCACGGGAGGUCCUUCUUCAAGCACCGCUGCAGGUGGAGACUCUGCAACAGGCACAACUGGCUCUCAGCUAUUGGCUUCCUCUGACUCUUCCUCUUCCUCUUCCUCCUCAUUCGCCCCUGAUACUUGGGUCCCAUACAUUGCCCCCGAUGUCGAUCUGCCCAACAUUUGGAAAGAAUAUACCGCACUCACUCGCACUCGUACAACAAAUGUCUAUCUCAUUCAACUAGCUAUCCUCAAUGCUGAAAUCCAAGAAGUCAUGUAUGCCACCUCUCAAACCCGCUCUCUCAAUAGCCUCUGGGCUUUUGCUUCUCAAAUGCACAUCAAGCUAGCUCAAUGGUACACUACCCUCCCAUCUCCACUCCUGUGCUCCCCCAACUCUCAAAAACCAGUCAUUGCUCACAUUGUCCUCAUCCACCUUCAAUACCACUUAACUCUCAUCUAUCUCCACAGACCCUUCAUGUACAUGCCUAACAAUCUGCCAGCAGCAAACCACGCUGCAGAUUUGUGCCGCCAAGCUGCUCUGGGAAUCUCCAACUUGCUUGCUCGGUACCACCAUUCUUGGUACACUUUACGCCGUAUUCACCCGGCCGCUGUCCACAUGGCAUUUUCAGCAGCCACAGUACAUUUAAAUAGCGCUUGGAAUGAUACUGGUAUGAACAAAGUUAACGCUACCCAAGGACUCAAAACAUGUUGCGAGGCUCUUGCUGCAAUGAGCUCCGCUUAUGAGUGCGCAAAGCGUGCCCUUGCCAUUAUCACACGGCUCAUGAAUAAGGGCCGCUAUGGCUUUUCUGACAACUCUCGAGUAAUGUCUGCAUAUGGUAGUGCCAUCCCCAGUGGGGCAACCACUCCUAUCAACUCCUUGAUGGCAAGUAAUUCCAAAGAAGGGUCUCGACCACAAUCUAAGGUUUCCUCUCCAACAGUUACUUCCUUCAUCAAACCAGAGAUAUCCCCAACUUGUGCAACAAGUCAUACUGAUUCACCAGUUCUUGACAUUCGCAGCACUCUUCACAAAAGUGAGUCGGACUCACAAAACCCUGUUGUUAUUGCUGCUGGAAUUGCGGCGCUGGCCGCCAACACUCGCAACAAUAACAUUUCCAAGGCUGUUUCCUCUGGCCGACAUGGGAGCAGCGUCCACCACACAGUCUCUGGCGCUCUUCCCGCUUCUGGAACAAAUCUCCCAGAAAGUGAUAUUUCCACCUAUCCUCCCUUUGAUAUUGUGGAGGCCAUCACACGUGGAUUUAGCAACUCAGAGCUCAAGCCCAUGGCUUCAGGAAAUGACGUGGCUGAAACUGUAUGGCGCCCGUCUUUGCAGCGCAACCUUAACCGUCAUCGGGCCAUGAUGAAUUCCACUUCGUUAAAUAAUGGUGGGCUUUUGAGCAAUAUUUCUACAGUCAACAAUAAUGAGAUACGCUCAACAAAUAAUAACAUUGAGUCGAAUAACUUCCCUCUUGGUGUCAACACUGUGCCAUUUUUCAAUUCUGAAGACUUUUUUGCUUAUGCUCGCAACAUGAAUAAUAAUAAUAAUAAUAAUCAAAAUCAAAAUCAAAAUCAAAAUCAAGGUGUUGUGAACCAAAGUUCUAACAAUGAUUCUUCAGAGAGUCCGAAAAAUGACAUGGCUGGGUUUGGAACACCUCCAGGGUACUAUUACACUUUGGAUGAAGCUCCACGGCCUCCGCAAAAUAUCAGCAAUCGUGUUUUUGGCUACACUUUGAGCAGGGCUCAGUCUUAUCUUAAUCAACUACAUUAUCUUCAGCAGCAGCAACAACAGCAGCAACAACAUCAACAGCAGCAGCAGCAGCAUCAACAGCAGCUACAUCAACAGCAGCAGCAACAACACCACCAACACCACCAUCAGCGAAAUAACAGCAACGUUAGUGCUCACGGUGAUGACAAUGACGAUUCCACCGGCAGAGCCAUGGAUUCCGAUAUUGAUGGUCCUUCUUCAGCUAAUGAUGACCCACGGUUACUUAAGGCCAAGUCUACACCUACUACUCGCAAAGCCAUGUCGGACUUGCUAAUGCUAACCACGCCUUAUUUAACAGCAGCUUCUGGGCUGGGCGGUGAUGGUGGCGACAAAUCGGGUAACAAGUCUGGGGAUGAGGCUAAGCAUAAUAAUAAGCAGCAGAAUCAUCAUGACAAACACCGAAAUAGUAGUGGCGGGAGCAGCAGCCACGGGUUAUCAAACUAUGCCAACUUUGUGACCAAGUACUCUAUGGGCAGCGGGCACCGCGGCAGCGCGAGCGGGGCAUCGGGUGACGCGGGGUCGUCAUCUUCAGCGGGUUCCCAUGUGGAUGGUGACAAUGAUGGCGACGCUACUGAGUUUCUUAACCCCUCAUCUGCAAGUAUCCCAUUUAUGUUGGGUGGCCUUGGUGGGCUCGGCAUGAACCUCGGCCUUGUUAGUGGCAGCCACCACAGUAAUGGAGCUAAUACUACUAGUAGUAGUAAUAAUGAUUAUGGUUCGCACCACCAUGGCCAUGGGAAUCACCAAGGGAAUCACCAAGGGAAUCACCAAGGGAAUCACCAAGGGAAUCAUCAUGGGAAUCAUCAUGGGAAUCACCAAGGGAAUCAUCAUGGGAAUCACCACGGACACCAUGGUGUUUCGUCUGGCGUCAUUGAUGGCGUACUGGGGGCGGCUAGUGGCGGCAGCAGCAACAACAAUGGGGCUGGUGAUGGUCAUGUUGCAGCGGUUGUUGGCGGCGCAAGUACUCCGACAUUUUUCGAUCAGUUUGGUGGGGUGUCCGGGUUAGUUCCGGAUCUUGUGGGGACUAACGAAUGGCGGGCCUUUUUCCAUGCAGUGAAGAGUGAUUCAUCAGUAGGUCAAGGGUUUGAUGAAGGGAAAUCUGGAGGAGGACGUGAUAAUGGAACAACAAGUGGGGGGAAUAAUAAUAAUAAUAAUAAUAAUAAUGAAGCAGUGGGAGUUGGAAAUGGAAAUGGAAAUGGAAAUGGUCGUUAA